Molecule: messenger RNA, 396 nt
Organism: Aspergillus tanneri
Lineage: Eukaryota; Fungi; Ascomycota; Eurotiomycetes; Eurotiales; Aspergillaceae
Exons: 2
Coding region: 1-396 (131 amino acids)
Source: RefSeq, a predicted model, not a curated record
AUGCGGGAUGGAGUAGAGGUAUUUGAAGCAUUUCCCGAGGUGAAUGAAAUGAUUUUCCGAACCGACAAUGGCCACUCCUUAGAAGCAAACUCUCUGCGGCUAAAUCUGAAGGAUUUCGCAACAGUGGAUCUUAUAAAGAACUAUACAGACCUGUGCCGCCAUGAGAUUGUCAUAUCCUCAAAAACACUGUGUGAUUUUCUUUCGCAGGCUGAGUCGAGGCAAGAGACACAGGAGCGACACAUGGGCUCUACCAACCGGAUUCGACCAGGAGUUCAGAAGCGUCGCCGACCUGUAACUCCGGAUUCGGAUACUCAAUCCGAGGAAGAGACAAAGCGAGUUCGUUACGAUGAUAGUGAAUACUACCCUAGUUCAUCACCCAUACGACUGAACGGCUAA